Messenger RNA from Prorocentrum cordatum, 2178 nucleotides. NCBI's taxonomy places the organism in Eukaryota, Dinophyceae, Prorocentrales, Prorocentraceae. The record is from the annotation of a GenBank genome assembly.
AUGAUCUAUGUCGGGCGCGGCUCCAGCUCACUGCAGCUAGCUCCGUCAAAGUGGGGCAACUCGUUCCGCAUUCGGGGCGGUCGGGACCAGAACCAGGCCUUCGAGCUGCUCGCAGAGCACCUGGAGAAGUCGCCCGACCUCCUGGCCGAUUUGUCUUCACUGAGCGGCGCUCGGCUGUGUUGUCACUGCAAGGAACGCUUCAACGAUGUCCUGAUCGCGAAGUGGUUGGAGCGCUUCAACGCGCCGUCCCCCUGGAGGGCCUGGCAGGUGUACAUCUUUGACUUGGAAGUGCUGGAGAUCAUCAACUGGUGGCGCGCCAAGGCCCUUCAGGAGACGGGAAUCAGCGAGGCGGUCGAUUUAGCCCAAUUCGUGAGACGGCUGAUCUCCCUCACCCUGGCCACCUUGCAACGGCCCACAGUGACUCAGAAGUGGAUGCAGAUCCUGGCAGGCCGCUGGGCUCGGUGCCUUUUGUUGAGGCGCGAGGCGAUGAUGUGCGUCACUCACCUGUGGCGACUCUUGGUGACGAUGCGUGGCGAUGCGAAGCUGCCACGUGGAGUGCGCGAGGAGCUGGUGUCGGCCUUGACGUUGCUCCAUUCGCUUCGCUGCGACCUGCGGGUGCCAAUCAGCGGGUUGGUGACGGUCUCGGAUGCCAGUAGGCAGCAUGGCGCCGUGUGUCGAGCUGUUCGCCUUCGACAUGAUGGAGUGACCGCUGCGAGAGCGGCCAGCAGAAGGCUGGUGACUGACUUCCGCGACGAGGUGGUGCUCCUGUCCUUGCUCGACGGCAUCGGUGGGGCUCGCCGCGCCCUGGACCUUCUAGGGCUCACUCCCGCGCUGUUCUUAUCCGCCGAGAUCGACACCGAGGCGAAGCGGGUGACCAAGUAUGCGUGGCCCGACGUACUGGAAUCGGCGAGGUGGAUAUUUGUGGUGGCCAAUAGCCCUUGCAGCGACCUGGCCCGCAUCAAUGUCAAGUGUGCUGGUGAUGUCACACGCUGUCAGCGUGGCCGUCUGUGGUGGAUGAAGGAGGAGCUGUUGACGUCGCAGCAGGGCGGGACGUACUUCAUGGACACGGUGAAGCACGUCGUACUCCCUGAUGAGCCUGGACCAGUUGAACAUUGGCUGGCCGUGAGCUUCAGUGGCAGGAUGACCUCCAGAGGGACUGCCGCCUGUCCACUUUUCUGCGACGUGUUUUUCGUCGUACUCCAGGUCAGUUCCCCGCAGGACUCGACAGAUGUGCAGGUCAUGAACUCGAACGUUGGCGCGAGUUCAUCUACCGCUACGCGCCCCUUUUUCAGGACGGCGACUGCAGCAGGCUAUCUGUCCAAGAUCCCCUCCGUCAGGCAGAUGCGUGAGACUGGAGGUGGUGCCACCGUCGCCGUCGCCACCGUCAGCACAGACCAGGGAACCGCCAGUCGGCAGAGCAGCACUGAUGCUCUAACGGGCUUCCGCAUACUCACUGCUACCGUGAUCGUUCUGGAGCACACUGGUUUGAGGUUGCUGGUCAAUGGUGCAUCUUUGUUCCUUCUGCUAAGUGGGGGUGUCAUUAGCCUGACGCGCCGUAAGGAACCAGGACAGUUGAAAGCGCCUUUCUCUUCGGCUAAAGAAGUUGUCACUUUCAUAUUCCUUCGCUGGAUGCGCGUUGUACCUCUGUAUUGGUUUUGCCUCGCAGUCUAUGAGACCGACGCGGCGAAGGUCACGCACGACGAUUUUGACUUCCUUGCGCCGUUGAGGCCCGCCCCGGGCCCUGGCCCGCGGUGGCACGGCCUAGGCCCGCGGGGGCACUCCGGCCGGCCGGCCCUCGCGCUCCCCGUGAACGUCCCCGAAGUGCUCGCGGAGGUGCAGCGCGAGUACGACCGUUACGAGCGCGCCCUCUGCGCGAACGACGUGCGCGAGCUCGACGCGCUGUUCCUCGACAGCCCCGAGACCGUGCGCUACGGCACCGCCGAGAACCUGUACGGGUACGAGGCCAUCAGCGGCUUCCGCGCAGCGAGGGCACCACCUGGCGACCGCCGCGUUCUGCGCGCGCAGGUUACGACCUACGGCCAGGACAUGGCGGUUACCAAUUGCGAGUUCCAGCGCGAUGGUUCCGACAGGGUCGGUCGCCAGUCGCAGGUCUGGCUGCGCACCCCCGCUGGCUGGCGGGUCGCAUCCGCGCACGUCUCUUUCAUGCACGAGGCCUGA